GCGGAGGAGCGCGACGAGAAGUUCUCUUGUCAGCGCACGCCGCUCGGCCCGAUGACGCGCGCAUACUCGCUCGACGCUGUCCCCGUGCCGGCGCGACCUGGUGGCGGCGGCGCCGGACGCCUGCUUGGCGACUUCACCGGGGGGCACCACCAUCACCACCACCAGAUGGCGGGCUCGCGGCUCGCCGAGGGACGCAGCGCGUCGGUUACCGCGGCGACGAAGCGCCGCAUCGUCGACAACAACGGCUUCCUGAGCGUGCCGGAGGUAACGAUAACGAGCGACGAAGACAUUAACGAGGCACCGCUUCCUCUGCCGCCGCCGGCCCCGCCCCCCGCCGCGGAACCCUUCCCCCCGUCGUCGUCGCCGUCGCCGCGGCGACUGCCACGUGGGAUGAGCAGGUACGGAGGCGGCAAGCGGGAGCGCGUGCAGCGGCGGCGGAUCGUUCAGAAGAACGGCGGGCUGAACAUCUCGCUGGCGAACGUCGACAAUCGCAAGCGUCAGUACAUCGCCGACGUCUUCACGACGCUCGUCGACCUGAAAUGGCGGUGGACGAUCGCCGUGUUCGCGACGGGCUUCCUCGUCAGCUGGACGUCGUUCGCCGUCGUCUGGUUUCUGAUCUCGUACGCGCACGGCGACCUGGACGCGGCGAACGCCGGCGACGCCGCGUGGACGCCGUGCGUUCGCGAGCAGACGUCGUUCGCGUCGUCGUUCCUCUUCUCGCUCGAGACGCAGCACACGAUCGGCUACGGCUCGCGGCACAUCACCGAGGAGUGCCCCGAGGCGAUCCUCACGCUCGUCGUGCAGUCGAUCGUCGGCGUGCUCAUCCAGUGCUUCGUCGUCGGCAUGGUGUUCUCGAAGAUCUCGCGGCCGAAGAAGCGCGCGCAGACGCUGAUGUUCAGCAAGACCGCCGUCGUGUGCAUGCGCGACGGACAGCUGUGCAUGCUGUUCCGCGUCGGCGACAUGCGCCGCUCGCAGAUCAUCGAGGCGCACGUGCGCGCGCUCGUCAUCAAGAAGAAGAUGACGCUCGAGGGAGAAACGCUGCCUCUCCACCGCUACGACCUCAACGUCGGCUUCGACGCGGGCACCGAUCGCAUCUUCAUGAUCUGGCCCGUGACGAUCUGCCACCGCAUCGACGCCACGUCGCCGUUCUACGACAUGGACGCCGACGACUUCGUCGCGCAGAAGUUCGAGAUGGUCGUCAUCCUGGAGGGCGUCAUCGAGACGACGGGCAUGACGACGCAGGCGCGCUCGUCGUACCUGAACGGCGAGAUCCUGUGGGGGCGGCGCUUCCAGCGCCUCGUCACAUUCCAGCGCGAGGACGGGCUGUACCGCAUCGACUACUCGCGCUUCCACAACGCGAUCGCGGUCGACACGCCGCGAUUCUCCGCGCGGCAGCUCGACGAGAUCCGCGACGCGGCGGAGGAGGCUGCGGCGGCGUUUUGA
Messenger RNA from Priapulus caudatus, 1443 nucleotides. Its product is annotated as G protein-activated inward rectifier potassium channel 3-like. Bases 52 to 1443 code for a protein of 463 amino acids. Gene Ontology annotation, molecular function: inward rectifier potassium channel activity. Gene Ontology annotation, cellular component: plasma membrane. NCBI's taxonomy places the organism in Eukaryota, Metazoa, Priapulida, Priapulimorpha, Priapulimorphida, Priapulidae. The transcript has 2 exons. Gene Ontology annotation, biological process: regulation of monoatomic ion transmembrane transport; potassium ion import across plasma membrane. The record is from RefSeq and is a predicted model, not a curated record.